Molecule: messenger RNA, 1998 nt
Organism: Solea solea (common sole)
Lineage: Eukaryota; Metazoa; Chordata; Actinopteri; Pleuronectiformes; Soleidae
Gene: rep15
Product: RAB15 effector protein
Exons: 3
Coding region: 761-1594 (277 amino acids)
Biological process (GO): receptor recycling
Source: RefSeq, a predicted model, not a curated record
CCAGGAUUGAUGAGGUCACAAAAAUUCCUGAGUUUUGGGGCAUGGGUAAGCCCUCAAAAACUUGAUAAGAAGAAGAAAACCUUCAACAAAUAAGAUAUUCAAGCUAGUUAAAUAGAAUCCGUUGCUUGUGGAUUCCCAUUGCUCAAAUUGUUUUGUUAAAAUCGCUACGAUUUUAAAAUUGGGGCUAAAAAAAAGCGACCGUAGGAAAACCUGUAUCAGUCGGCUGCAGACUGCAGUAUUCGAGCUAGCUGCCUUCCUCCACCACCAAUGUAAAGUGAAACUUUGCUGUUGUGCGACAACACCGCACCAAAAACCUAAAUCCUUCUUUACUAACCUACAUUCCCACAUUUUCGUUUCUUUCUGAAAUGGGACAAAGCCACGAGUUAAGCACUUUGUUUACCCACCAAACCCUUCAGGGCCAACCCUGGUCCUCGAACUGCUUGCUGACGGUUAACAGGUAAGAUGAGUCUUCUGUUGACUUAAAUAAAAUUUCACAGGUUCCAAACACCACACCCCGCACUAACACAGUCCCCCUCCUCCCUUUGACACCUGGGAGAGAAAACAGAUCCUUCUUCAUUGGGCUGAAGGUUCUGCACACAUCAGGACACCGAAGACUGAGCUGCUACUGUGUGUAUCUCAGCAGGGCAGGGGUCAGGAGCAGCGGGCAGGUAGAGGACUUGGGACUGCAGAAACUUCCAGACCCAUCCUGUGUAUCAGGGAAACAACCCUCUGAUCUCCUGCUCUCCACCGUCAGUCCACCAUGGGCCAGAACGUCGGCAAACCCUUGCCGAACCCCUUUCAGAACUCAAACGCCUUUCCCACGUUCAAGAACUCCUACAAGAGAACAGCCUCCGACGAAAACUCACCCGCCCCGCCACGACCACAGAGCAUCUUCGCCACGCUGAGGAGAUUUCCCGUUGCCAAGCCCAAUGAUUUCAUACCUCUGUUCAAUGACUGCAUCUCUGCUGCCUCGUCCAGAGUCCAGGAGUACAUGCUCUUCAAAGACCCGGAGGACAAGUUCCGCCCGAGCCCUGAGGUGCUCACUCAGGUCUUCCUGAUGACCUACAUAUCCCAGAGUGUUUGCCUCAACAUGACGGACACCUUCAACUGCACAGCCAUGACUCCCCAGCAGCGCAUCCUACUCGGGGCUGACUGGGUCUGGGCCUUGCUGGAGAAGCCCACCAAGAACCCUCGGAUCCAGAUCGCUGUGCAGGUCCUACACCUGCCGGAUAAAGAGGAUUCAGAGGAAAAUGGUGUCCCCCCAGAGAUCUUAAGCGAGUCCCUCCAGAUGGCCCAGAAGGAGUCCAGCAACAAGAACAUGCACGAGAAGUUAGUGGACUUCUGCACCUCCGUCGGCAAGGACUGCUACGCCCUCUUCUUGUUCUUCGGCAAGAAAAAUGAUAAGGGAAACAUCUACGGUGUCCUCAGCAACAAUUUUGAGGCAGCAAUCGGGAAGUGUGUCAAGAUUGACAGACCAUUUAUUGAGAAUUUCUUCAAAGGUUCACGGUAUCUCCACACACCUCCAGGAAUGAUGCAGUCUAUCGUCACCAAGAAAGAGGAGGAUCCUCUCACCCUCAUGAUUAAAUUCAGCUGAAUCAAAAGGGACAAAACCAUGAAACGAGACCAAAGCCUUGUAUUCCGAGGUCACAAUUCUAUCUAUUAAUGUAAACAAAGUCUGUCUGUUAAUCGUAUAACACGUGUUUGCUCAUUACCUAGUGAUGAGCUGCUAGCUGAAUAUACCUGUUGGAAUUAUUAGCAUAGUUGCAAACAGAGUAAAAACAAAUAAGUCACGUAUAAACACUAACAUCAGGGCCUUAUGUGAACUAUCAGUUUCCACACCACUCAUUUAUAUAGUUAUUUAUAUAUUUUUACCCAUUUUGUUGCCGUGUAGAAAACACAGAACCGCGUUCUUCUUCAUAACCUGUUUCACUGAUGUUAAACAGGUUAAACAGAAAUCUGAAGCUUAAACAUUUUGCGUACGGUGUUUUAAACUUGGAG